UUAUAUUUUUUUUUUGACUUUCAUCAUGUCACAACGCAUCGGAAAGAAUCAGUUACCUGCACGCCUUCAAGAUAUCGCUGAGGAAGACCAUGUCUUUCAAAACUGGGCCAAAACAUUUUCAUGCACCAGCGAGCUUUACUUUACACCUAUAUCAGAACAGCAAGUUAUUGAGAUUGUCCUUCUUGCCAAAAAAUACAAAAAAAAUGUGAAAGUGUGCGGAAGUGGUCAUUCUCCAUCUGAUUUAGCUUGCACGAAAGGAUUCCUUAUCAACAUUGAUAAACUAGACACAGUUCUUACUGUUGAUGACAAAAAGCACACAAUGACUGUCGAAGCAGGCAUUUCGUUGCAUAAAUUGCAUGUUGUAUUGAGAGAAAAUGGUCUUUCUUUGAGUAAUCUCGGAUCCAUUUCCGAUCAAAGUAUUGCUGGUGUAAUGGCAACAGCAACUCAUGGCACAGGUGCUCAUUACGGCUGUCUGUCUACCUUGAUUCUUGAUAUAACAUUAGUGACAGCGGAUGGCCAGGUCGUCUAUUGUUCCUCUAGUGUACAGCCUGAUAUUUUCAAUGCUGCUCGUUGCAAUCUAGGCGCUCUUGGAGUGGUUACAAAGGUUACUUUGCAAGCUGAGCCUGAUUUCCGUCUUGAGGCUAUCCAACGUCCAUACAAGUUUCCAGAUGUGUUGGCAGACUGGACUAAUGUUAUUCACUCUGCGGAGCAUGUUCGUGUUUGGUGGUAUCCUCACACAGAUGACUGCGUUGUGUGGCGUGCAAACCGAACCACAAAACCCAAGGAACAUAAACCAACAUCUUGGCUAAUUGAGCGUGGUUUUGGCGUACACGUUUACGAGGCUAUGCUCAACACAUCGCGUUACCAGCCCGCAUUGAUCCCCGCCAUUACAAAAUUGAUGUUUAAGACCGUCCAUUCUCGUGAACAGCAUGUUGUUGAUGAUUCUAACAAGGUCUUCAAUUUUGAUUGUCUCUUUCCUCAAUAUGUAAACGAGUGGGCAAUUGACUGGAACGAUGCACCAGAAGCAUUGCGUCAGUUGGAUAUAUUUAUUACUCAGAAUGAUCUCAAAGUCCAUUUCCCUGUGGAGAUCCGCUUUGUAGACGAAGAUGAUAUUUGGUUGAGCCCAGCUUAUGGAAGAAAGACAUGCUACAUUGGUGUAAUUAUGUACAGACCUUAUGGCAAUCCAGUUCCGUACAAAAAGUACUGGAAGGCAUAUGAAGAUAUCAUGCGUUCAUUUGGCGGUAGGCCUCACUGGGCAAAGGCACAUGGUCAAUCAAGAAAGGACCUUGAAGCAUCCUAUCCCAAAUUUCACGAUUUCUUGAAAGUUCGUGAUCAAUUGGAUCCUGAAGAAAUGUUCGUCAAUGACUAUCUUAAGCGACAUGUUGUAUCUUCUGCAACAAGACAAUUGGAAGGAGCAAAGCUUUAAGAAUUGAGUAUAUGUAGUAUAUAUAUAUAUAUAUUGCUUCUCGGCCUGUAUUUAGAGCAAACUAAAUUGUAUGAAAGAAAAAAGAACCUUAUUAACUAGAAAAUAAAAUAAACUUAUUGCUGAUUUGCACCAUAUAUCU
Molecule: messenger RNA, 1565 nt
Organism: Phycomyces blakesleeanus NRRL 1555(-)
Lineage: Eukaryota; Fungi; Mucoromycota; Mucoromycetes; Mucorales; Phycomycetaceae
Exons: 5
Coding region: 26-1426 (466 amino acids)
Cellular component (GO): membrane; mitochondrion
Molecular function (GO): FAD binding; D-arabinono-1,4-lactone oxidase activity
Source: RefSeq, a predicted model, not a curated record